CGGAGAGAGUGCGGGAACUGGGUAGUAUAGUGCCGUAGCGAGAAAUCGCACACGCACAAUCGUUGAGGAGCGACCACGGCGAAAAGAAGAUGCAUCGCUGUCUUCCUCUAGACGUUUAAGUUGCUAGCGUUUGUGGUUUCGCGUGCGUCAGAGAGCAUGGACAAGAUAAGAUCGAUUUUCGCCUCGUCCAACUCGGCUGGACAGGGAGUGGCCGCGCCAAACAAACGAGGAUUAAUUACAGAUCUGGCCAAUCGUCCAAUUUUCAUAACAGGAUGCGAUUCUGGCUUCGGUCAACGGCUGGCCGCGACCCUGAACGCAAUGGGGGUUCCAAUUUACGCCGGAGUUUUGAGCGAAAAAUCGGAAGGAGCUGAGACUUUGAAAGACCUUGGAUGUAAAGUCAUUCAGCUCGAUAUCACCAAAGACGAAGAUGUGGCGAAAGCUGUCGAGUUUGUGAAGCAGGACCUCGGCAGUGAGAAAAAGCUGCAUGCGCUGAUGAAUAACGCUGGGAUCGCGGAGGUGGGCCAGGUUGAGUGGUGUGACGUGGACGUGUUCUCCAAAGUGCUGCAAGUCAACACUUUGGGCGCGGUCAGGGUGACGCAGGCUUUGCUGCCCCUCCUGAGGUCGACGCAGGGUUCAAGAAUCGUGUUCACGGCUUCUGUCGCAGGCAGGUACACCCUGCCAGGGUUCUCGGCUUACAGCAUGUCAAAGCACGCGCUGAUUUCGUUCGCUGACGCCCUCAGGAAGGAGAUGAAACCGUUCAAGGUGUCCGUCCACACCAUCCAGCCCACGGCAUACACCACGGCGCUGUGCUCAGCCGAGACGAUCGACAGUUCGAUGCAGGCCAAAUGGAACGACACAGCCCAAGAGAUCAAAGACGCCUAUGGCGAGAGCUACUUUCAAGCUUUCAAAACUCUCUAUUUGAAAGGCGUCAACGAGUUUUCAAGGAAAAACAUAAACGAAGUUGUGGAUGAAAUGAUUCACGCUCUCCUAAGCAAAAGUCCAAAGGUCACGUACAUACCAACCUUUUCUACGAGAAUGCGAGUGAGCUUGUUGACCACGAUAUCGACCUCAUCGCAGGACAAAAUUCUGUGCAAACGUGCCAUACCCAAUGUUCAACCCGCAGUUGUGGCGAAAGCUUGUGGAAAAAUUUAAGAGAUUCCCAUCUUUUGCGGCUUUCAACAAUCAAUUUCAUGUACAAAAAACCAUAAUCAAAUAUUAAUUUUUAACUUAACAUAUUUCUUAUCUAAAUAUCCAUGAUUUUAUCGCAAAAAUAAAGUCCGUGUGUGGUCAACCUAUCUCAUAUAUUCGACCUUCAGGAUUUCCUGU
Cloeon dipterum is the source of this 1326-nucleotide messenger RNA. RefSeq names its product 17-beta-hydroxysteroid dehydrogenase type 6-like. The transcript has 7 exons. The coding region runs from base 157 to 1152 and encodes 331 amino acids. Gene Ontology annotation, molecular function: oxidoreductase activity. Gene Ontology annotation, cellular component: intracellular membrane-bounded organelle. The record is from RefSeq and is a predicted model, not a curated record. Lineage: Eukaryota; Metazoa; Arthropoda; Insecta; Ephemeroptera; Baetidae. Gene Ontology annotation, biological process: steroid metabolic process.